Messenger RNA from Opisthocomus hoazin, 1290 nucleotides. The record is from RefSeq and is a predicted model, not a curated record. Lineage: Eukaryota; Metazoa; Chordata; Aves; Opisthocomiformes; Opisthocomidae.
AUGACUGCGGGCAGAGUCAACCCUUACAGCAUCGUGUCCUCCGAGGAAGACGGGUUGAGGUUGACCACCAUGCCAGGUAUCAACGGCUUUGGCAAUGGGAAAAUCCACACUAGGAGGAAAUGCAGGAACAGGUUUGUAAAGAAGAACGGUCAGUGCAAUGUGGAGUUCACCAACAUGGAUGACAAGCCACAGAGGUACAUUGCAGACAUGUUUACCACGUGCGUUGACAUCCGCUGGAGGUAUAUGCUCUUGCUCUUUUCCCUGGCAUUUCUGGUGUCCUGGUUAUUGUUUGGGCUGAUUUUCUGGCUAAUUGCACUCAUUCAUGGAGACCUAGAAAACCCAGGUGGAGAUGAUACCUUCAAGCCUUGCGUUCUGCAGGUCAAUGGCUUUGUGGCUGCUUUUCUGUUCUCCAUUGAGACCCAAACGACUAUUGGUUACGGCUUCCGCUGUGUGACAGAGGAGUGCCCGCUUGCAGUCUUCAUGGUGGUGGUUCAGUCCAUCGUGGGGUGUAUAAUUGACUCUUUCAUGAUAGGUGCAAUAAUGGCAAAGAUGGCCAGGCCCAAAAAACGGGCCCAGACAUUACUUUUCAGCCAUAAUGCAGUAGUGGCAAUGAGAGAUGGAAAACUCUGCCUGAUGUGGCGAGUUGGGAACCUCCGGAAAAGCCACAUAGUAGAAGCCCACGUACGAGCUCAGCUAAUUAAGCCCAGGAUCACAGAAGAAGGGGAGUACAUACCGCUCGACCAAAUAGACAUUGACGUGGGGUUUGAUAAAGGCUUGGACCGUAUCUUCUUGGUGUCCCCCAUCACCAUUCUCCAUGAGAUCAACGAAGACAGCCCCUUGUUCGGGAUCAGCCGCCAGGACUUGGAGACAGAUGACUUUGAGAUUGUGGUCAUCCUGGAAGGCAUGGUAGAAGCCACUGCUAUGACGACACAAGCUCGGAGCUCCUACCUGGCCAGCGAGAUCCUCUGGGGCCACCGCUUCGAGCCUGUCUUGUUCGAGGAGAAAAACCAGUACAAAGUAGACUAUUCCCACUUCCACAAAACCUAUGAGGUCCCGUCCACCCCCCGUUGCAGCGCCAAGGACUUGGUGGAGAACAAGUUCCUGCUGCCCAGCACCAACUCCUUCUGCUAUGAGAACGAGCUGGCCUUCAUGAGCCGGGACGAGGAAGAAGAAGAUGACGACAGCCGGGGAUUGGAGGACCUGAGCCCGGACAACAGGCACGAGUUCGAUAGGCUUCAAGCCACAAUAGCGUUGGAUCAGCGGUCGUACAGGAGGGAGUCGGAAAUAUGA